CUCUGCUUCCUCAUUUCAAUAUUAACUGUUUAUCAGAAGAGAAACAGGUUUGGGGAUAGGCUGGUUUUUUUUUGGUUAGUGAGGUUUUUUCUCUUCACAGUAGCAGAUGGAGCUUCCUCAAACUGCCCAGUGCUGUUUUUCAUUUUAAAAGAGACAGGACUGUGGAAGUGUUUCACUUUCUGCUCUAGCUGGUGUAUAGUAACAGCAGCAAAGCUGAGUGCCGCUGCUACUCUGCUCUCAGAGCAAACCUGUUAAAGGAUUUUUCCCCCCUCCAUAAAUCAAUAGGCAUGACACAGCUGCAGUUCAAAGAUGCAUUUUGGUGCAAGGAAUUCACUGUCCACUCUGGCUAUGAGGUGCUUCUCCAGCGAAUGUUGGAUGGGAGAAAGAUGGCAAAAGAUGUGGAGGACUUGCUCAAACAGAGGGCACAAGCAGAAGAGAGAUAUGGGAAAGAGCUGGUUCAAAUUGCCCGAAAAGCAGGAGGACAAACCGAAAUCAACACUCUGAAGGCAGCAUUCGAGGUCCUAAAGCAACAAAUUGAAAAUGUUGGAAACUCUCAUAUCCAACUGGCAUUGAUGCUGAAGGAUGAAUUGAAAGGAAUAGAGGAUUUCAGAGAAAGACAGAAGGAGCAACGAAAAAAGUACGAGAUUGCAAUGGAACGUGCGCAAAAGAGCAAGGUGUCCCUUUAUAAGAAAACAAUGGAGUCGAAGAAGACCUACGAGCAGAAGUGCAAGGAUGCAGACGAGGCUGAGCAGGCCUUCGAGAGGAUAAGCGCUUCAGGCAACCAAAAGCAAACAGAAAAGAGUCAGAACAAAGCCAAGCAAUGCAAAGACACAGCCAAUGAAGCAGAAAGGGCGUACAAGCAGUAUAUAGAACAGCUGGAUAAGGCCAGAAUGGAGUGGGAGAAGGAACAUAUCAGCACCUGUGAGGCCUUUCAGCUCCAGGAAUGUGAUCGUAUCACCAUCCUCCGGAACUCCCUUUGGGUUCAUUGUAACCAGCUGUCCAUGCAGUGUGUGAAGGAUGAUGAGAUGUAUGAAGAGGUUCGAGUGAGCUUGGAGAACUGCAAUGUAGAAUCAGACAUGGAUUACUUCAUUAAGAAUAAAAUGACAGGAACAGAUCCACCAGUUCCAAUAGGAUAUGAGAAUUAUUAUGCCAGAGAAUCUCCUAGAUGUAGCAACAGCCCAGUCCAGUCUUAUGGGAUGAUGAAAAGAUUCUCCGGAUUGUUACAUGGAAAUAGCAGAAACUCCAGUGAAACCAUCAUUCCCACAGCCCCUCCUAUAGACGAGAAAGUGGAUGGAGUCUACGCAGCUAUUAAUGUGGGUGAACAAGCAGCGACCACACCAUCACAGGAUUACAGAGUGCUCUACGACUACACAGCCCAGAGCACCGAUGAACUGGACAUCAGUGCAGGAGACAUCAUAGCAAUCGUCGCAGAAGGCGAGGAUGGCUGGUGGACAGCAGAAAGGAAUGGUCAACAAGGAUUUGUACCGGGGUCUUAUCUCGAAAAGCUUUGACAAAAAGAUGCAUCUACUUUAAGACCUUAAAAAUACCUUAUUCUCUAAAAUGGCACACAUGGUCAGCCAGGGCUCACCAAGAGGAGCCCAUAUCAUUGUCUUCUAAGAUUAUCACUUGGGGCUAACAAAUUGUCCAUGCCUUUUUCUUUAGGCCUCUCUCCCCCCACACUGGAGUUUUCCCAGAGACACUGCAGGUGUUUCCCUCUUACAAGGGCUUUUAUCCCUUUGACUGAUCCAUCAACAUUGCAUUGAACACAUUCCAUCAGCACCUCAAAGUUAUGACAAGUAUGGAAAAAAAAACAAAAAUUUCUCUGCACCAAAAAAAAAAAAUUGCUUAUAAAAAUGGAAAAUGAGAAAUGUCCCUCAGUAAGUCUAUCACCUCCUGAUAGGCUUGGAGACACUCUUGUGCUAACAGUCAUUCUCUACCAAUUAUCUUUUUCUUUAUCUGCAUAAGUAGAAUAGGCAUCUUUGACAGAGGUGUGGAAUAUGGGGAUGGUGGUGUAGGUAUGCUGUGCUCAGGAUGAAGACAUAGCAGGGUCUUGGCUAUACGACAUGAGACAGAAGUUCAUGCAAUCCCCCUCCCCAACCCCAAAUGCAUGAAUGGGAGAAACGGGUAAGGAUUCUCCACCUAUUUUAUCAUCAGAGCGACUAGGG
Molecule: messenger RNA, 2165 nt
Organism: Chrysemys picta bellii (western painted turtle)
Lineage: Eukaryota; Metazoa; Chordata; Testudines; Emydidae
Gene: PSTPIP1
Product: proline-serine-threonine phosphatase interacting protein 1
Biological process (GO): actin filament polymerization
Cellular component (GO): actin filament; plasma membrane; cytoplasm
Molecular function (GO): actin filament binding
Source: RefSeq, a predicted model, not a curated record